AUGAUCUUCAAACCUGCCAAUAAGUAUCAUAAUCUAAGAAAUUCUGAGCUCAAUAACGCUGACAACUCAUAUCAUACUAAUAUUUACUACAUAAGGUAUGCAGAAGAAAAGGUUGAAAUCGGGGAUUGCAUAAAUUUCAGGACAGAACUAGAAAAUCUUAAUAUGAUAAGAAAGCAUUAAGAGGAAUAUUAAUUUUACUUGAGAUUGGAACUGAUGUUUCACGAGGCCUCAGAUGAGGACAUUAAAAACCCUAGGCAUAUAAAACUAGAUACAUCAUCUGAAGGGAUGAAAAGGUUUGCUUGUAUUUCGACCAGAAUAUUUAAGAUUAAUAAUGUUAUCAAUGGACUCAAUGAAUACUUUCCAAUUCAAUUCGAUUCUUUGCAUUUCUCAACGAUAACAAUUACAUUUCAUUCAGCACUAAUCGAUUACAAGUUCAGAAGAUAAAUCCUAAAUGAUUUUAAAGAUGGUGAGAUGUCUUACAAGACUUUAGAAACAGGAAUUAAGGUUGUAAGAUUGAAGUCCCAUUAAAAAAAGGCUAGACAGCUAAAGAAAAAGAAGAAGUAUUUGAAUCUUACUGAAUUCCUAUUCGCCGAUGACAAAGACGAUGAUGAUCAAGUGGGAUAUAUUCCCAUAGAGAUAGAAUCAAUGGAAGUAGAAAAAAUUCAUUAGAUUUAUAUACAAAACUUAAUCAAUCAACAUGAAUAUCUAAAAAAGCAAUACAAGAAAUACAUAAAGUAAUUACCUUAUGAAAUUAUCACGACUUUGAAAGAAGACAAAGAUAGUAAGUUCUAAAUAGAUCCUCCUAAGCUUAUUAUAACUCAUGAGGCUUAACUUACGAACAGAGAGUCUCUAUCUCCGCAUAAAAAUUAGCUUAACUGCUCCAAUUUGUUUCAGAAAUUAAACACAACACUUGUCAAUAAGACUAAGUAAAAAAUAGAAAUAAGUCAUACUAGCACAAAGUCUUUUUAACAAUCCUGCAAUGCUACUCCCAUUAACUAGAAAAUGUAACAACCUCAUUAAAGGAUGCAGAAUUUGUAGCCAACCAAGGUGUUUCUGUAUAAUCCAUAAAACUAGUAUCCAAGCAAUAAGCUGUCUAGUUAAUCUGGGCUUAAGGUUAAUAAUUUGGAGAAUCUAUGCACCAAGUAAAAACUUGAUAGAAUCACUGAUGAAAAUGAUGAGAAGUUCAGAUCAAUUUAUCAGUCUUAAUUUAGAGAGUCAAAUAUUAUAAGACGCAAAGAAGAAAGCAGGGAAAGAGAUGUGUUGUUUGAAAUUGUACAUGAUGUUCAACCAGUUGAGAGUUAAGAGAGUCUCGAAAUUUCAAAUAUAUUGGAGGAAAGACCAAUGGCUAACUAGUAUAAUAUAAAAGCAUCAUUUAUUGGAAAAUCAUCUCCAGGUUGUUCAUUUAUUUAGUCUCCUUCUGCUAAAAUAUUAAGUAAUAACUUCUUCGAUGAUGAACCACUAUGUGAAGCAUUUGAUGCCCUGCCAGAACCACUCACGAAGACUGUUAGUAAUAAGGAUCUACAUUCAAAUUUUGAUUAAAUGACAAAAGACACCCGUACCCCAAAUAACCUACCCCCAGUCUCAAGAUUAAUGUCAACAAAGAAGUAUAUUCCAAAUAAAGAGAAUAGACUAAGCUACAAGCAGAAAUUCAGUUUCGUUUAAAAUUAUAGCAAUAAAAUGCUAACUACGAAUUAAAAUAUGUAGAAUUAGAAGGCAACAACAGCAAAGCCACCUGUUCCAGAUAAGAUUUAAUAUCUAGGUAUAAAAUCUAUUACUCCCAAUGCUAAAUCUUCUUAAACUUAGUAGUAUAGAUCUCAUUCUCAAAACAUUCCAUUUUCUCCUCCUAAAGCCAAAGGAGAUGAUCAGCAAUUGUAUAAUGCCAAUGAAAUCAGUAACUAAUCCAUAAAUUUCUCUGAAAAGAAAAAGAAUCAAGGGCUAAGCAUACCAGCAAUACAGGUUCAUUAAAGAAGCUAGCAUACGAUCAACUCAAACUAAAGCUAUUUCCAAAUAUUUCUUCAAUCCAUCAACGGUUACUAUGAGCCACAUAGAAUAACUAAGAUAAUAGAUAGCGAAGUCAGAUAGAUUUCAGUCUAAAUAUUCUAAAUUUGGCAUAAGCUUAUCAAUAUAUAUUGUUGUGAUCCAAAGUCUGUUAAUUUUAAGCUGAGAGCUAACUAUCUCAAUUAAGUCUUUGAUAAAGUAAGCCAAAUUAUUAUCAAGAAUGAUUAAACAAUUGAUAAUCUAUUGGCAAGCCAAUCCUCAACAGAUAGUAACAGAACUAUUAAGAAAUCUAAUAAUUCAAUAAAUGAGAUUAAGCAAUUACAGGUCUCAUAAGGAGCUUUAAAAUUUAUAUAAUCGCAAGGCUUGAGUACUCAGAGAUCUUAGAUUAUAAAGUAAACUCAUCCAAAAUAAACCUAAAAUAACGGUGCCUAAAAUGUAAUGUCAUUUAAGCACAAAACCAGCCAUCAAACAGUUAGCUGUGUACUAUAGAAAUAGAAUUUUAAAAGUUAGAUUAAUAGUAAUAGUGUGAGCACUUUCAAAAGAAAUUAUAGCUCUAAUCUUACGAUUGAGGAUAAUUUUGACUUGCCAAACAGUCCUUCUAAAAUAUCAAGAAAUUAGAAUGUUAUCGAUGAUGUGAGAAAGAAGUAGACCUACAAGUUUAAGAAGGAGAAAAAUAGUGUUGUGAUAUUUGAAGAUUGCUAAAAAUAGUUUAGGCAUGAGUAUGAACCUCUAAUUGUGGAGGAAAAAUACAGCAAGAAAGGAGAAUUUUAUGAUAAAUCUUUGUCAAGACCAUCAAGUCAGAUAAGUGGGUGUAGUGAUAAGCUGUAGAAAACAAUGAUCACAGAUCUUUUCAAAAAUCUAGUGGUUAAAGACGAUAAAUCACAAAUUUAAGUUCGAUAAGCUAGAGGUUAACAUCUAUUUGUAUUUGUUCAUGGAUUUCAAGCCAGUUCCUAUGAUAUGAGAACUAUAAAAAAUUAUGUAUCUGUACUUCUCCCAAAAGCAUUUUGUCUCUGCUCAAGUUCAAAUGAAAAUAUGACUGAGGGAUCUAUAGAGACAAUGGGCUAAAAUCUAGCAGCAGAGGUCAAGAAAUUUAUUAAGGAAUGGUGCUAUUCAAGAGAUGGAAAGACUCUAUAUCUAUAAAAGCUAUCUUUCAUAGGGCAUUCCUUGGGUGGCCUAAUCAUAAGAAGUUCAUUACCUCUCUUAGAAGAAUUCAAAGAAUAUAUGCAUGGCUUCAUGAGCUUAGGAUCGCCACAUCUAGGUUAUAUGUAUAAUACAAAUUCACUGAUAGACGCUGGAAUGUGGGUUCUUAAGAGACUAAAGAAAUCUUAAUGUCUCUAGUAAUUAUCAAUGACUGACCAAAACUUGAAGAACAACACUUUCUUGUAUAAGUUGUCAAAAUUCACAGGAAUAGGUUGGUUUAAGUAAGUAGUCUUCUGCAGCUCUUAUCAAGAUAACUAUGCACCUCACGACUCGGCAAGAGUCUAAAUUUGUUCCAGAGCUGCCAGGACUGAUAAAGAAAAAGGUAAUAUGUAUAUCAAAAUGGCUUAGAACAUUCUUGACCAGCUGAGGUGUGACUAGCUUUACAGACUAGACAUUAAUUUCAAGAUUGACGAGAAAAACCUGGAUUCAAUGAUAGGCAGAACAGCACAUAUUCUGCUUAUGGAAUGCGAGCCAUUUAUUGAAGCUUUAGUAAAUAGAUACAAAGACUUUUUCUGCGAAUGA
Stylonychia lemnae is the source of this 3720-nucleotide messenger RNA. Lineage: Eukaryota; Ciliophora; Spirotrichea; Sporadotrichida; Oxytrichidae. The record is from the annotation of a GenBank genome assembly.